Messenger RNA from Callithrix jacchus (white-tufted-ear marmoset), 1321 nucleotides. RefSeq names its product signal peptidase complex subunit 2 (gene SPCS2). NCBI's taxonomy places the organism in Eukaryota, Metazoa, Chordata, Mammalia, Primates, Cebidae. Gene Ontology annotation, cellular component: signal peptidase complex; membrane. Gene Ontology annotation, biological process: protein targeting to ER. The record is from RefSeq and is a predicted model, not a curated record.
AUCGGCUUCGGACAAGUCGGAGGGGAGGGAGACGCAGAGGCGGACAAGAUGGCGGCGGCAGCUGCUCAGGGCGGGAGAAGCGGUGGUAGCGGAGGCAGUAGUGGGGCUGGCGGUGGUUCCAGCUGCGGGACAGGCAUUGGCCGUAGUGGCUUGUUGGAUAAGUGGAAGAUAGAUGAUAAGCCUGUAAAAAUUGACAAGUGGGAUGGAUCAGCUGUGAAAAACUCUUUGGAUGACUCUGCCAAAAAGGUACUUCUGGAAAAAUACAAAUAUGUCGAGAAUUUUGGUCUAAUUGAUGGUCGCCUCACCAUCUGUACAAUCUCCUGUUUCUUUGCCAUAGUGGCUUUGAUUUGGGAUUAUAUGCACCCCUUUCCAGAGUCCAAACCCGUUUUGGCUUUGUGCGUCAUAUCCUAUUUUGUGAUGAUGGGGAUUCUGACCAUUUAUACCUCAUAUAAAGAGAAGAGCAUCUUUCUCGUGGCCCACAGGAAAGAUCCUACAGGAAUGGAUCCUGAUGAUAUUUGGCAGCUGUCCUCCAGUCUUAAAAGGUUUGAUGACAAAUACACCUUGAAGCUGACCUUCAUCAGUGGGAGAACAAAGCAGCAGCGGGAAGCUGAGUUCACCAAGUCCAUUGCUAAGUUUUUUGACCACAGUGGGACACUGGUCAUGGAUGCAUAUGAGCCUGAAAUAUCCAGGCUCCAUGACAGUCUUGCCACAGAAAGGAAAAUAAAAUAGCCAAUUCUAAAAGUAGCUCUCUUUCUGCUGGAUCUUGCUGAAUUACUGGUUUGGGGGGUGGGGGAGAUAAAAAGAACUUAAAAUGGGUAAAGUAAGAAAUGUUAAAAAGUCCCUGUUUUGUCCUGAAAUUUUAGUCUAUUCUGGAUAAAUAAGAUUUUCUGACACAGAUAGGAGAAGUUGUAGUUCUGAUGUCUAGCUGUAGUCUCCUUGGUCUGCUAUUGCAUUAUUUUAAUUUGCUUUUUUGGGAAAGCAGUUUUGCUAAAAGCUGUACAGACUUUCCUUUGUGCCUAGCAGUACUUUAUAUAGAAUAGCUUUGGGCUAUGUAGCAUAUUAAGACUCAAUUUUUAAAAAUUAUUAAUCUGUUGCUGACUCCGUUAAUUCCUAUUUCAACAUGUGUUUCCUUGAAGAAUUCAGGAUACAACUUCUUGCGUAUGACAGCUUUCCUUCACACACUAUUUUUGUGGGUGUGUAUAUAUCUGAUUUGGGAGAAUUUAAAAAACACAUAGCUUUUUAAUUUGUUUGAAACAGCUCUUCUGUCUGUUACAUUUUGUGCUCUUAACCAAUUAAAGAAGCCAAUGGCAUUUUAGUUUUA